Molecule: messenger RNA, 2177 nt
Organism: Cajanus cajan (pigeon pea)
Lineage: Eukaryota; Viridiplantae; Streptophyta; Magnoliopsida; Fabales; Fabaceae
Source: RefSeq, a predicted model, not a curated record
GUUGCAACGCAUUUGGUCACACGUUAAAAACGUGAUUUUAAGCGGGUUUACUAAACCCACUCUCUCUGUGCCAGCUUUUUGAUAUCGGACGUGAUUAAAUGUGUUUGGAAACGUAUUUCCAAACACACUGUUACCCAUCGUGAGGCCUGCGUUUGGUGGGAGGGAAUAUUCUGCUUCCCCUUCCUUCCUUCCCUCCCCCGCAGACACCAAACAUGGCAUUCAAACUCUCAUCAAUUCCUCUUCCCACUUCUCUCCAAUCCUCUCCCCGCCAAAACCCUAAUUCCACAUUUCCAAACCAUCGUCUUCCUCUCCGUUCCCUUUCACCUUCUCUUUCUCCCUCUCUCCGCCUCUCAAGCGCAGCCACAGCGUCCGCAUUUCACCACACUCGCUUCGUAACCGCUCGCGCGAUUCCAAGCCACGGCGAAGGCCAAUUCAGCGACGCUUUCGAAGAAGAAGACAGAGACGAAGAAGCAUCGAGGCAGGGUGAGAAGAAGGAACUCGCGAAGCAUAGCAUAUGGAGUCAGAUAAAGGAAAUUGUCAUGUUUACUGGACCAGCAACCGGACUUUGGAUUUGUGGACCACUCAUGAGUCUCAUCGACACUGCAGUUAUCGGUCAGCGAAGCUCAAUAGAGCUUGCUGCUUUAGGCAUGCCAUCGACAGUGAUAAAUUGUCCUGCUACAGUUGUUUGUGAUUACAUGUGCUACGUGUUCAUGUUUCUGUCAAUCGCUACUUCCAAUAUGGUUGCUACUGCCCUUGCUAAACAGGACAAAGGAGAAGUACAACAUCACAUAUCUGUCUUGCUUUUUGUUGGGUUGUCUUGUGGCAUUGCAAUGCUUUUGUUCACAAGGCUAUUUGGUGCUGCAACAGUGUCUGCAUUCAUUGGGCCAAAGAAUGUACACGUAGUACCUGCAGCUAGCAAUUAUGUAAAGAUUCGAGGCUUGGCAUGUCCUGCUUUACUUGUUGGAUGGGUUGCUCAGAGUGCAAGUCUCGGUAUGAAAGAUUCCUGGGGACCCUUGAAAGCUCUGGCUGCUGCUAGUUUUAUAAAUGUCAUUGGUUGUAUACUUCUGUGCAUCUAUUUAGGCUAUGGAAUUGUAGGAGCUGCGUGGGCUACAAUGGUUUCACAAGUUGUUGCUGCUUACAUGAUGAUUCAAACACUAAACAUGAAGGGAUAUAAUGCACUUGCCUUCUCCAUUCCUUCACGGAAGGAACUUCUGACAAUAUUUGGGCUUGCUGCUCCUGUAUUUAUGACAAUGAUGUCAAAGGUGGCUUUCUACUCACUGCUUAUAUAUUUUGCUACAUCAAUGGGCACACAUACAAUGGCUGCUCAUCAAGUCAUGGUCCAAACCUUUUGUAUGUGUACAGUAUGGGGUGAACCUCUCUCCCAAACUGCUCAAUCAUUUAUGCCUGAAUUAAUGUAUGGAGUGAAUCGGAAUUUGUCAAAGGCCCGGUUGCUUCUAAGGUCUCUUGUGAUAAUCGGAGCUAUACUGGGAUUAUUGUUAGGGAUUGUUGGAACAUCAAUUCCUUGGUUAUUUCCCUACAUUUUUACACCUGAUCGGAUGGUCAUCCAGGAGAUGCAUAAGGUGCUGAUUCCAUACUUUAUAGCCCUGGCUAUAACUCCCCCUGCUAUCAGCCUUGAGGGAACGUUGCUGGCUGGACGGGAUCUGAAAUAUAUAAGUUUGUCAAUGAGCGGAUGCUUUUGUGUGGGUUCACUAGUAUUAUGGAUCUUGAGUAGUAGAUACGGUUUGCUAGGCUGCUGGUUUUCCCUCGCAAUAUUUCAAUGGGCUCGGUUUGCAAUGGCCCUCCAGCGCCUUCUUUCUCCGAAGGGCAUUUUAUACUCGGAAGAUACUGACCAGUACAAGGUGCUAAAGCUAAGGACUGCCUAGUAUGUGACCUAGGUUUUAUAUUUAUAGUUCAUCACACCCGUGAAUCCGUGAUAAGGAUAGAAGAUAGUCCGGCCACCUCAAUCCAUAGCCAUAGGUAAAGUGAGCUAGACCAAAUCGUAUUAUUUGACCUGAUAAUGUUUCCCGAUAAGGUCAAAUAAUGUUGUCUGGUAAUAAAUGAACAUAGGAGUGACUAGUGAGGUCUAUUUUUCAUGCGCUGGAGUUAAGAUUGUUGAUGUAACAUUCAUCUAUUGUUAUUGGAGAACAUUAAAAUUUAUAUUAUAAUUUUUUUAGCAA